Messenger RNA from Ilyonectria robusta, 948 nucleotides. RefSeq lists its product as uncharacterized. The record is from RefSeq and is a predicted model, not a curated record. Bases 1 to 948 code for a protein of 315 amino acids. NCBI's taxonomy places the organism in Eukaryota, Fungi, Ascomycota, Sordariomycetes, Hypocreales, Nectriaceae. The transcript has 4 exons.
AUGACGUCCAACACAAGCGCCUCUCUGGAGGCAAACUCUCUGUUUAAUGUGAAUGGGCUAGUAGCUCUAGUCACUGGUGGCGGCUCUGGCAUCGGACUCAUGAUGACCAAGGCACUCGCUGUCAAUGGUGCGGCCAAGGUCUAUAUCGCAGGACGUCGACUCGAGGUCCUCCAAGAAGCAGCUGCUGCUAUCGGUCCCAAUGUGAUACCUGUCAAGUGCGAUGUAACGAACAAGAGCAGCCUUGAAGAGGUGGUGGCAUUCAUCGAAAAAGACGCAGGAUACUUGAACCUCUUGGUGUGCAACGCAGGCGUCGCUGGACCUCAGGUCAAGCCCAUCACCCUGGACACUACACUGGAAGAAUGGGCAAACCAAAACUUGGCCCACGACUUUGACGCCUAUGUACAGCCGUUUGCCAUCAACACAGCAGCCGUGUGGUUCACAGCCAUGACGUUCCUGAAACUACUGGACAAGGGAAACCAGGCUGGCAACUUGCCGCAGUCUGCGCAAAUAAUAGUGACGAGCUCUAUUGGGGGCUACAACAAGAAGGCACCCGGAGGGUUCGCGUACGGCCAGAGCAAGGCGGCGGCGACGUUGGCCACAAAACAGUUGUCCGUUGCAUUACCGCAGUGGAAUAUCCGGCAAGUACCAUUGAGCAUUGAGGCCUCCGUUCGAUUCCAGUUGAACGAGGAUGAGGCAAAUUGUAUCGCGCCAGGGUUGUUUCCGAGCGAGAUGUCGGCACCCAUCGUCGACCUCUACGGAGGCGGGGAGGGUGCGCCGAGCGGCACAGUGAGCGUCCCUGCAGCGGCUGUUCCGAUGCGGCGGUUGGGCGACGAGCAAGACAUGGCGGGCACGUUGCUGUAUCUCGCGUCCCGAGCGGGCGCCUACACCAACGGGGCAGUGGUGACGGUGGAUGGAGGCCGGCUCGGCAACUUCCCGGCCGCCUUUUAG